AGUGAAUUGCAGUGAAUACGCGGCUUACGAAAGCGAACGCAUGUGCAACAGCUACCUGUCUACGAAGCACCGAAUCCGAAGAGAUAAAAACCUCGGGGCUACUGAGAGCUACCGAUGGAUCUUUUUCUGUGUUUACACCUGUUUCUUAUUUUUGUUUCAACACUCGUGUGGGCCUAAAUCCUUAAACAGAAAGUUAACUUUAUUAGAUUCUAACCUAGCAAAAUAUCGACAUACUAAAAAUGCGUACUGUGACCAUAUGAUAGAAACAUUAAUCGAAACUACGAAACUUGGAUCAUCGUGGUUUAGUAAUUGUACAUACAAUAAGGAAACAACUGAGGAAAAACGUUUGAUCUAAAUUUUAGAAACAUACUUUGAUGGUCCAGAGAAUUGUAAUAAAAAUGCAAAUACAGUAAAUUUUACAUUUGAUUAAUAAUUUUUUUGUAAUACAAUAGAUUAGACAUAAGACAGUGAUGUCUGUCCCUUCUUCGUCAUCUAAUAAAAUAUCUAAUGGUAAACCAGGCGGUACAAGUCCUAGUCCUGUAGAAGGCAUUGAGGGUGUUCCAGGACCUAGUUCCUUGGAACCUAUGCAUUCUUUAUUACCGCAAGAUGAAGAAUCAGAAGAUUAUGGUGAGGAUGGUGAGGAAGAAGAAUAUGACAGUAGCGAAGAAGAAAGUGAAAUCAGUGACACUGGAAUGUUCUGUGAUGCAGAAUGUGAACCCGAUCUCGAAAGUAAUAAUUGUUCGCUAUCUACAACACAAUCGCAGUCUCUUACACAACAAGUACACAGUCCCAUUUUACACACUUGCGUACCCUUGGACGUUGUUCAGCCACAAAGAAAACGUAAAAGUGAGACAGAAUCGAGUUUACCCUGUAAAAAGCUUAAUCCAGAAGAUAAUAAAUCGCAUUCAAUGAUCGUUAAAAAAUUGGAUGAGAAAGGCAAACAUAUGAGAUGCGUUAUUCCAACAAAAGAUAAUCCACCACCUGAAAUGAGUAAUUGGCUUCUUCAGUUUCAGAGGUGGUCAAACGCAGAAAGAAUGUUAGCUAUAGAUGAAUUAAUUGAACGAUGCGAACCAACGCAAGUGCGGCACAUGAUGCAGGUGAUCGAGCCUCAGUUUCAAAGAGACUUCAUAUCAUUAUUACCGAAAGAGUUGGCCUUGUCGGUAUUAGCUUUCUUAGAGCCGAGGGAUCUUUUACGUGCUGCACAAACAUGUCGUAAUUGGCGAUUUCUCGCUGAUGAUAAUUUGUUGUGGAAAGAAAAAUGUAGAGCGGCUGGUAUAGAAGACUUGAAAGAUUUACCUCCAGUUAAACGUAAGAAUUGUAGAAAUUCUGGUAAUUCUUCUUCACCUUGGAAACAAGCAUACAUGAGGCAACAUAACAUAAAGAUGAAUUGGAGGACAAAGCCAAUCCGCACGCCAAAAGUUUUGAAAGGACACGAUGAUCAUGUGAUUACCUGCCUUCAGUUUUCCGGUAAUCGAAUAGUGAGUGGUUCUGACGAUAAUACUCUGAAAGUAUGGUCCGCCAUUACGGGUAAGUGCUUACGAACGUUAGUUGGACAUACUGGCGGCGUAUGGUCCUCACAAAUGUCCGGUACUACCGUAAUCAGUGGUAGUACGGAUCGUACUUUAAAAGUGUGGAAUGCUGAAACUGGUCAGUGUAUUCAUACUUUGUAUGGGCAUACCUCAACGGUGAGGUGUAUGCAUCUGCACGGGAAUAAAGUAGUCAGUGGUAGUAGGGACGCUACGUUAAGGGUAUGGCAAGUGGAUACUGGCGAAUGUUUACAUGUGCUUGUGGGUCAUUUGGCAGCUGUUAGAUGUGUGCAAUACGAUGGAAAAUUAGUGGUCAGCGGCGCCUAUGAUUACAUGGUCAAAGUUUGGAAUCCGGAACGUGAGGAGUGCCUUCAUACGUUACAAGGACAUACAAAUCGUGUUUAUUCCCUCCAAUUCGAUGGUGUACAUGUUGUUAGCGGUUCUUUGGAUACAAGCAUUAGAGUAUGGGAAGUUGAAACUGGUGCAUGCAGGCAUACGUUAAUGGGACAUCAAUCGCUUACUUCGGGAAUGGAAUUACGUAAUAAUAUUCUAGUAUCCGGAAAUGCUGAUUCAACCGUUAAAGUAUGGGAUAUCGUUAGUGGUCACUGCCUUCAAACUCUUUCUGGUCCAAAUAAGCAUCAAUCUGCUGUUACUUGCCUUCAGUUCAACAGCCAUUUUGUAAUUACUUCGUCCGAUGAUGGUACCGUGAAACUUUGGGAUGUUAAAACUGGUGAUUUUAUAAGAAACUUGGUUGCUCUCGAAAGCGGCGGAAGUGGUGGUGUUGUGUGGAGGAUACGUGCAAGUGAUACAAAAUUGGUGUGUGCAGUGGGUAGCCGUAAUGGUACGGAGGAAACCAAACUUCUUGUUCUCGACUUUGAUGUAGAGGUAAAAUAGUGCACUUUGCGGUGCAAAACACUAUCCUGCUCUAUGACUUCUGUACAUAUUCGAAUUAGGUAGCGUAAUCAAUCUACUGUACAAUGAUUCAUGUAUUACGUGGUGUGAUUGUGAUAGGAAUGUAUGUCGGAAACCUGAAAGGAGAUCGUAGAAAGUCAAACAAUGAAUCGAUAGUUGUAAAUCAGAUCUCCAAAAUGGUUUAGAACGUUUAAAUCGAAGGCAUUAAUUAUAUUAAUUAUGGAGUGUAUUAUUCGUGGUGUACAAAUGUGAGAUUUCAAAGACUCAACAAAUUAAGAAGAACGAGGAGCUUAACAGUGUAUUACUGUAUUAUUGCUGUUACAAAAUCUAAAAGAAGUCGCUGGUAAUUUUAAACGGUAACAGCCCGUCGUAAACACAUUAUUAUAAUUAUACACAUAACGAUUUGUAUGGGCGUUUAGGAAAGUAUUUUUAAACUAUAAAAAACAAAAUUUCGUACUGUAUUUAUCGAACUUAUAGAUACAAAUGUUGCUUGAAGAAUCUCAAAUUUGAAAAAAGUAAACAAAAAAUUCGAGUGAGGAAAACGAAAGAACGAGAAAGAAAAUUUGAAUAAAUAAAUAAAUAAAUAAAUAAAUGGUAAAUUUAGAUAAAAAAACAAAAAACAAAAAAACGACCAGAGUACUAAGGAUAUUCUUUGUAUAAUAAGUUCUUCGACUCUGUUGUAUUACGUAUGACUUAUUUAAAUUCUUCAUUUAUGUUGAUUAAAUUAAUUAUUAUGGGAAUUGUGCAUAAUUUAUUGGAUAAUAUUAUAAUCAAUAUUUAAUCAUUUCUUAAUGAAAUGAACAUUGUUUUCCACUAGAUUUAUUUCGUUUAACUUGCGCCAACUUUGAUUUCAUCGUUUAAACUGUUCAUGCACAAAUGUUCAUGUAAAAUCAUACCAUACUAUUCUAUCUACCUAUCUGUCUUUUCGAUUUUUAAGAACACGUUUUUUAAACUCGUAGCGAUUUCUAGCAUUUUAAUGACGCUAAUGUUGUGUUACAUUAGAAAUUAAAUCGUUUAUGUUGCUCGUUAAUCAGAAUGUUUGUGAACGUGUUACGUGAAAGGAACAGUUAUUCCCUUACUGCAGUCACUUUGAGUACAAAAGAAUAAAUACACUCAACAAAUUUUAUUAGUUUUUGUAAUAAGUAAAUUGUAAAAUAUGCAAAUACGCAUUUAUUAUAAUCUCGUUUAGCUAUCGAUAUAUAUAUUUAUAUAUAUAUAUCCAUAUGCAUCAGAAAUUUAAUAUGUCUAUGCAUUUUUAUAGUAUGUUCUCGUUAAACAUGUACUUGUAAUAAAAACAUUACAAACUUGAAGGCACAAAACAAGAAUUCCUUAGGGUAAUAAUAAACACAUCCUGUUAAAGCUAUAAAACGAUGUACAAUAUUUCGAGUGUUAAGAAAAGAAUGAUACACAGUAUUCAUGCAAGAUUAAUUUACUACUCAGAAUUCUUGUAUCUACUGAACAUUGAUCGAGUUCGCCUAUAUUACAUCACAUAUCACGAUAUGUAGAGAUCUUAUUGUUUCCUUAAUCAGUUGUACAAAUGCAAUCUACAAUGUAAAGUCUAUACUUUUCAAUUAUCAAAUACUUUUUCAAAUAUUUCAUUAAUUUUCCACGCGUGACACGUUCAGAGGACAGUCACUAUUCAUUAUUCACCGAUUAAUUAGACAACCAGGGUUAUUCAACAUUCGUGAUAAUAAUUUAAUUAAUUGGAUCAUCGAUAUUUAAAUAAAAUGUAUUAAUUUUGACAUUGGUAACAAGUCUGUUUUUGCCAUGGUGCAAUAAUAAGAGUUGCAAAUUUAUUCUGUGCAAUAUGCACGAAUCGAUUAAACAAAAUAAUAUCAAUUAUCAUGUGUGAAUAAAUAUAGACAAGUUACAAUCUGUUUCAGUUUAUUGUACAUUUUUAUAGCAAAUCAAUUUUUUAUACAAACUUUGUCAUUAUAGGAAUUAUGUAAGCGAAUAUGCAAACGCUAGAUUUCCGUUGACAAUAAGCUUCAUAAAUUUUAAUCUCAAUACAUAACACAGUUUGUGUAAAUGCAAUUUUUAUUAUUGAACCUAGGAUAUUUUAAGGAUCGUGUUUUUAUUUGUAUAUUGCUCAAUAGUUUAUAUUUGUAACAAUAUGUUAUCUGUUGUAUCAUUUUUUAUAAGAAAUAGAAAAUGUUGCUGCAUUUUAAA
Messenger RNA from Osmia bicornis bicornis, 4607 nucleotides. It is a transcript of the gene ago, whose product is annotated as F-box/WD repeat-containing protein 7-like. The coding region runs from base 471 to 2420 and encodes 649 amino acids. Lineage: Eukaryota; Metazoa; Arthropoda; Insecta; Hymenoptera; Megachilidae. Gene Ontology annotation, biological process: ubiquitin recycling; proteasome-mediated ubiquitin-dependent protein catabolic process. The record is from RefSeq and is a predicted model, not a curated record. Gene Ontology annotation, cellular component: cytoplasm; nucleus. The transcript has 9 exons. Gene Ontology annotation, molecular function: ubiquitin binding.